UUGGAGUCUAGAGGUUUCACUCCUCGUUUUGCCUCUUCCAUUCACUAGAGGAGAAGCUCACUAAACAUUUCCCUCUUAUCUGCGCCUUUGGGAAGUAGUGAAAAACAGCGUAUAGAAUAUUUUAAUCUUUAGGGGACCAAGAUGUCAGAUCCAAACAAAGCUGCCAUUGCAGCAGAAAAGGAGGCUCUGAACUUGAAGUUACCUCCCAUCGUUGGUCCUCCUGAAAACAUAGGUGUUAACACAUCAACACAAAGUAAGCUGCUGAAUUACAGAAGAUCCAAGGAGCAGAAGAAGACAAUUAAUCAGUUAGUAAUUGAUGGAGCUAAAAGAAAUUUAGAUAGAACACUGAGUAAAAGAAUACGUUCAUCACCAGAGCCAGAUUAUCCUCCAACUAUGACCAGUGAACUUAAAAAGAAAGGAUUCAACUAUAUUUACAUGAAGCAAUGUGUAGAAAGUAGUCCUAUAGUACCUAUUCAGCAGGAAUGGCUGGACCAUAUAUUAAUGCUGAUACCUGAGUCUUUAAAGGAAGGGAAAGAAAGAGAAGAACUUGUUGAAAGUCUCAUAAAUGAGGUGUCAAGUGACUUUGAAAAAAGCAUGAAGAGAUAUUUGGUGAAGAGUGUUCUUAUGAAACCUCCGGUUAGAUGGCUUGAAGAUGAAGGAGGCCCUUUACCUGAAUCCCCUGUAGGCCUGGAUUAUUCUAAUCCUUGGCAUUCUAGCUAUCUGCAGACAAGAAAUCAAAUAUUAGCUAAUUUGCACAUUGUUCAUCCAGUGAUGAAGGUAUUACUGGACCUUGGUUAUACGACAUUUGCUAAUACAGUUUUGCUGGACUUAACAGGAAUUAGAGCUAAAGGUCCAAUGGAUUGUGAAUCACUGAUAAAUGAUUUAUCAAUACAAAUUAGAAAAGCAGAAGAGAAAAUAAUGAACACAUGGUAUCCAAAGGUUAUAAAUCUUUUUAUCAAGAAGGAAGCACUAGAAGGUAUUAAACCUGAAAAAUUGGAUGCAUUUUAUAACUGUGUUUCCACACUUAUGUCAAAUCAGCUAAAGGAUCUCUUAAAGAGGACUGUAGAAGGAUUUGUUAAACUCUUUCACCAAGAAGAUCAACAAGGGCUGCCAAUAUUUAAGAUGGAAUUGACAUUAGAUGAUGAUAAAAUGGAAUUUUAUCCUACCUUUCAAGACUUGGAAGAUGUUGUUUUGGGUUUGGUAGAGAGAAUAGCUGAAGCUCUACAGAAUAUCCAAACAGUAUCCUCUUGGCUAUCAGGAACUUCAACACCUGUAAAUCUUGACACACAACUUCCCGAACACGUGUUACAGUGGGCUCUAAAUUCGCUGAAAAUGGCAAUACACCGUAACUUAGAAAGUGCAAAAAACCAUUAUGAGGCAUAUGUUGAAAAAUAUAAUUGGCUCUUUGAUGGGACUGCAGCUGAGCUCAUAGAGACUUUUCAGGCAGAAGAUCAUACUUUUGAUGAAUACACAGAGUUUAUAGGAAAAUUUCUCAGUCUUGCCUCAGAAAUAAUGCUUUUGCCUCAGUGGGUUCAUUACCCUAUGGUGCAUUUGGAUUGUGAAGAUUUGAAGACAGGCCUAACAAACAAAGCAAGAGCCUUUACAAACAUAUUAUUAAAUGACAUAGCUUCAAAACAUAGAAAAGAAAAUGAAUGUAUUUGCAGUGAAUUUGAAGCAAUUAAAGAGCAUGCAUUAAAAGUCCCUGAGACAACAGAAGAGAUGAUGGAUCUGAUAUCUUAUGUGGAAAAAGCCCGGACAAUAGGAAUUCAAGACUUGGCUUUAAGGAUCAAGGAAUCCAAACGCCAACUGAGUUACUUUUUAGAUGUAUUUCUGUUUCCUCAAGAAGAUUUAAUUUUAAAUUCAACUGUCCUUAUGUGGCCUUGGAAAAUUAAUCCCAUCUUUGAUGAAAAUGAUGAGCUCAUUGAGAAUGCUAAACAUAAAAAAGAAAAUGAGCUAAUAGUCAAGAGAGAGAAACUAAUCUUGGAAAUAGAAAAAGAAUCACGCCGCAUGGAAGAAUUUACAGAAUUUGCAGAACUGGACCACAUGCCUCAGUAUGUCACCGAUGUAAGACAACUACAGAAACGUAUUCAGGAAUCUGAAGAAGCUGUUCAGUUUAUUAAUAAAGAAGAGGGACUUUUCAAAUGGGAAUUGACAAAAUAUCCUGAACUGGAUAAAUUAAAAGUUACCAUUGAGCCCUUUCAGAAGUUUUUUAAUUUAGUUUUGAAGUGGCAACGAACAGAAAAACGGUGGAUGGAUGGAGGGUUUUUGGACCUUAAUGGGGAAAGCAUGGAAACUGAUGUAGAUGAGUUUUCCCGAGAGAUUUUUAAGACACUGAAAUUUUUCCAAAUGAAGCAAAAGAAGGAAAUACAAGAAAAAAGAAAAGCAGCAAAAAGACGAUCUCUGGAAGAAGAGAAAUUUGAAGAACAACCAAAAGAGAAUCCUACUAUUACUAUGUGCUCUACAGUAAUGGAGCAGAUAAAAGUUUUUAAGGAAUUUUCAUUAGAGAAAGCCAUGCAUACAAUGAUAAGAACUUGGGAAGAUAUUGCUUUUCAUAUAAGUCUAUAUCGUGAAACUGGAGUCUAUAUUCUUUCUUCAGUAGAUGAGAUUCAGGCUCUCCUUGAUGAUCAAAUUAUAAAAACUCAGACAAUGAGAGGUUCACCUUUCAUCAAACCAUUUGAAAAAGAGAUCAAGGCCUGGGAGGACCGUUUGAUUCGAAUACAAGAAACAAUUGAUGAAUGGUUAAAAGUACAAGCGCAGUGGCUGUACUUGGAGCCCAUUUUUUGUUCUGAAGAUAUCAUGCAACAGAUGCCAGAAGAAGGACGUCAGUUUCAGACAGUGGACAGACAUUGGCGGGAUAUCAUGAAGUUUUGUGCAAAAGAUCCAAAGGUCCUUGCUGCUACUUCUUUAACAGGUUUAUUGGAAAAACUACAGAACUGCAAUGAACUUUUGGAGAAAAUUAUGAAAGGGCUUAAUGCAUAUCUUGAAAAAAAACGACUUUUCUUCCCUCGUUUUUUCUUCUUAUCUAAUGAUGAAAUGUUAGAGAUUUUAUCAGAGACCAAAGAUCCACUUAGAGUUCAGCCUCAUUUAAAAAAAUGCUUUGAGGGCAUUGCUAAAUUGGAGUUUCUUCCCAAUUUGGACAUUAAGGCCAUGUAUAGCUCUGAAGGUGAGCGAGUGGAGCUGAUUGCACUUAUUUCCACAUCUGCAGCACGAGGUGCUGUAGAAAAGUGGCUCAUUCAAGUAGAAGAUUUAAUGCUCCGGAGUAUUCGUGAUGUGAUUGCUGCAUCCAGGCUGGCUUAUCCAGAAUCUGCAAGAAGAAACUGGGUUCGAGAGUGGCCUGGCCAAGUUGUACUUUGUGUUUCUCAAAUGUUCUGGACUUCUGAGACACAGGAAGUUAUAAGUGGUGGGACAGAGGCAUUAAAGAAGUACUAUAAGGAACUUCAGAGUCAGCUAAAUGAUAUUGUAGAGCUGGUAAGAGGAAAACUGUCGAAGCAGACCAGGACUACUCUGGGGGCUCUGGUUACUAUUGAUGUCCAUGCUAGAGAUGUGGUUAUGGACAUGAUUGACAUGGGUGUCUCACAAGAUACAGAUUUCCAGUGGCUUGCCCAGCUUCGAUAUUAUUGGGAAUAUGAGAAUGCUCGAGUUCGUAUCAUUAAUUGCAAUGUAAAAUAUGCAUAUGAAUAUCUUGGUAACUCACCUCGACUUGUCAUUACUCCCCUAACUGACAGGUGUUACAGAACAUUGAUAGGUGCCUUCUAUUUAAACCUUGGAGGUGCUCCAGAGGGGCCAGCAGGCACAGGAAAAACUGAAACCACCAAGGACUUGGCUAAAGCUCUUGCUGUACAGUGUGUGGUGUUUAACUGUUCAGAUGGGCUAGAUUAUCUAGCAAUGGGAAAGUUUUUUAAAGGAUUGGCUUCUUCUGGUGCUUGGGCUUGCUUUGAUGAAUUUAAUCGAAUUGAGUUGGAAGUGUUGUCGGUGGUAGCUCAACAGAUCCUUUGCAUUCAGAGAGCCAUUCAGCAGAAACUGGAAGUAUUUAUUUUUGAAGGGACAGAACUGAAACUCAAUCCAAACUGUUUUGUAGCUAUUACUAUGAAUCCUGGUUAUGCAGGACGUUCUGAAUUGCCCGACAAUCUUAAGGUUCUUUUUAGAACAGUGGCUAUGAUGGUUCCAAACUAUGCCCUCAUAGCAGAAAUCUCCCUCUACUCCUAUGGAUUUCUGAAUGCAAAACCUCUGUCUGUGAAGAUAGUAAUGACCUAUAGGCUUUGCUCAGAGCAGCUCUCAUCGCAAUUUCAUUAUGACUAUGGAAUGCGAGCAGUAAAAGCAGUUUUAGUGGCUGCUGGAAACCUAAAACUAAAAUUUCCAAAUGAAAAUGAAGAUAUACUUCUUCUUCGAUCAAUUAAAGAUGUAAAUGAACCAAAGUUUUUAUCACAUGAUAUACCCUUAUUUAAUGGAAUAACUAGUGACUUAUUUCCUGGUAUUAAACUUCCUGAAGCUGACUAUCAUGAAUUUUUGGAAUGUGCUCAUGAAGCUUGCAAAGUACACAAUCUUCAGCCUGUGAAAUUCUUUCUUGAAAAAAUGAUUCAGACAUAUGAAAUGAUGAUUGUUAGACAUGGCUUUAUGUUAGUAGGAGAGCCUUUUGCUGCUAAGACAAAAGUUCUGCAUAUGCUGGCUGAUACUCUAACUCUUAUGAAUGAACGUGGCUGUGGAGAGGAAGAAAAGGUCAUUUAUAGGAUUGUAAACCCCAAAUCCAUUACUAUGGGCCAACUUUUUGGACAGUUUGACCCAGUAUCUCAUGAGUGGACUGAUGGUAUUGUGGCUAACACUUUUAGAGAAUUUGCUUUAUCGGAAACACCUGAUCGAAAAUGGGUUAUAUUUGAUGGUCCCAUUGACACUUUGUGGAUAGAGAGCAUGAACACGGUAUUGGAUGAUAAUAGAAAGCUUUGCCUUAUGAGUGGAGAAAUCAUUCAAAUGUCUCCUCAAAUGAGCCUCAUCUUUGAAGCAAUGGACCUUUCCCAGGCCUCACCUGCCACUGUAAGCCGCUGUGGCAUGAUUUAUUUGGAACCCUCACAGUUAGGAUGGGAACCUCUUGUGUCUUCAUGGUUGAAUUCACUGAAAGGACCUCUACAGGAACCAGAUCAUCAGGCUCUGCUGAGAGGACUUUUUGACUGGUUAAUACAGCCUACUUUAAAGCUUCGUAAGAAAAAAUGCAAGGAGCUGAUUCCUACAAGUGAUAGCAAUGUGGUUGUAUCUCUCACACGCCUCUUUGAAGCCCUGCUCUGCGACGUGGUAGAAAAUGAUCCUACAAGCAAGCACAUUCGUGUCUGGAUUAUGGCUUGCUUUAUGUUUUCUUUGAUUUGGUCCAUUGGAGGAAGUUGUGAUACAGAUGGUCGCCUCGUUUUUGAUUCUUUCCUACGAUUAAUCAUACUGGGAAAUGAAAACAACCCAGUUCCUGAAUCUGUGGGUAAAUGGGAAUGCCAUUUUGAUGAAAAAGGCCUGGUCUAUGACUACAUGUAUGAGUUGAAAAACCGAGGUCGCUGGGUCCAUUGGACUGAAUUAAUUAAAAGUACUAAUUUAGGAAAUAAACGUGUCAAGAUUCAAGAUAUCAUAGUCCCUACAAUGGACACAAUUAGAUACACAUUUCUAAUGAAUUUGAGUAUUACCUAUGCAAAGCCACUGCUUUUUGUGGGUCCAACGGGUACAGGAAAAUCAGUGUACGUGAAGGAUAAGCUAAUGAAUCACUUGGAAAAGGACAAGUACUUUCCUUUUUAUGUUAAUUUCUCUGCACGCACCAGUGCCAACCAGGUUCAGAACAUUAUUAUGGCUAGAUUGGAUAAACGACGCAAAGGAGUUUUUGGACCACCUAUGGGAAAGAAGUGUAUAAUUUUUAUUGAUGACAUGAAUAUGCCUGCAUUGGAGAAAUAUGGAGCUCAACCUCCUAUUGAAUUAUUACGACAAUUUUUUGACUGUGGGAAUUGGUAUGACCUUAAGGAUACAAGUAAAAUCACAUUGGUUGACGUAGAGCUGAUUGCUGCCAUGGGCCCUCCAGGUGGUGGAAGAAAUCCAGUUACUCCCCGUUUUAUUCGACAUUUCAGCACCUGCACUAUUAAUACUUUUAGUGAUGAAACAAUGGUCCGAAUCUUCUCAUCAAUUGUAGCAUUCUACCUUAGGACUCAUGAAUUUCAUCCGGAGUACUUUUUAAUUGGGAACCAAAUUGUCAGUGGGACUAUGGAGAUCUAUAAACGAUCCAUGGAAAAUCUUUUGCCUACUCCCGCAAAAUCUCACUACACUUUCAACUUGCGUGAUUUUUCACGUGUCGUCCAGGGCUGCUUACUCAUUGAAAGAGAUGCUGUGGAGAGCAAGCACACUAUGACCCGGCUGUUUGUGCAUGAGGUUCUUCGAGUGUUUUAUGAUCGCCUCACUAAUGAUGAGGAUAGAUCCUGGCUGUUCAGUUUAACCAAAAUUGUUAUAAAGGACCAUUUUAAAGAAUCAUUUGAUAGUAUCUUUUCACAUUUGAGGAAAGAGAAUGCACCAGUAACUGAAGAGGACUUAAGAAACCUCAUGUUUGGUGACUAUAUGAAUCCUGACCUUGAAGGAGAUGAGAGAGUUUAUAUUGAAAUUACAAAUAUUCAUCAUUUUAGCGACAUUGUAGAACAAUGUUUAGAUGAGUAUAAUCAAACUCACAAAACAAGAUUGAAUCUUGUCAUUUUCAGGUAUGUACUGGAACAUUUAUCACGAAUAUGCCGAAUUCUAAAGCAGUCUGGUGGAAAUGCUUUGCUUGUUGGACUUGGAGGAAGUGGUCGUCAAUCUUUAACUCGUCUGGCUACAUCCAUGGCAAAAAUGCAGAUUUUCCAACCAGAAAUUUCUAAAAACUAUGGUAUGAAUGAGUGGAGAGAGGAUCUAAAGGUAAAAUUAUGAACAAAUAUAGUGUCAAAAAUAAUAUCAGUGCAUUCUUUUACCUGUGAAGAGAAAAGAGCCAAUUUGUAUAGCUAUGUGCUAAGUGCUUUACAUACAUGAUCUCAUUCUAUAAGUAGAACAUUUCAAUACAGCAGGUAUGGUUGUCUCUGUAUUUUACUGGUGAGGAAACCGAAGUUGAGCUUCGCUUCUUUGGAGCUGUGUUUUUGUAACCAAUAGAAUAGUGGAGGGCAUACUUGGGGCUUUCAUCCUCAUGUGUGUACAACUCUGCAGGCCCCAGAAGAGAGAUGGCCCAAAGUGAAAAAAAAAAAAAGCAAAGGAGCUAUUGCUGGAUGUUUUUCACUUUCAUUUUCACAGAUCCUCACAUACUAAAUUUCUACAUGCUAAAAGUUAACAUAAAGAAAAGGUAGCAUUUGAUAUCUUUUUUAAUGAAAGUGAUUACAACUAUAAACUUCCUUCUUAGCACUGCUUUAGCUCCAUCCCUAUAAAUGUUGAUAUGUUGAGCUUUCAUUUUCAUUUGUUUCAAGAAAUUUUCUUAUUUCACUUAUGAUUUCUCCUUUGACCUAUUGGUUAUUUAAGAGUUUGUUGUUAAAUUACCAUGUAUUUGUGGAUUUUUCAAUGUUCCUUCUGCUAUUUACUUCUAGUUUCAUUCCAUUGUGAUCA
Messenger RNA from Hipposideros armiger (great roundleaf bat), 7572 nucleotides. It is a transcript of the gene DNAH12, whose product is annotated as dynein axonemal heavy chain 12. Gene Ontology annotation, molecular function: ATP hydrolysis activity; dynein light intermediate chain binding; dynein intermediate chain binding. NCBI's taxonomy places the organism in Eukaryota, Metazoa, Chordata, Mammalia, Chiroptera, Hipposideridae. Gene Ontology annotation, biological process: microtubule-based movement. The transcript has 42 exons. The coding region runs from base 142 to 6912 and encodes 2256 amino acids. The record is from RefSeq and is a predicted model, not a curated record. Gene Ontology annotation, cellular component: dynein complex.